UCAUCUGAGGAGGUUGACCUGACCAUGGUUUAUCAGGCAGCAUCUAACGGAGAUGUCAAUGCUCUGACUUCAGUGAUUAGAGAAGACCCUUCCAUCCUAGAAUGCUGUGACAGUGAAGGAUGUACACCCUUGAUGCAUGCAGUUUCUGGACGUCAAGUGGACACAGUGAAGCUGCUGUUGAAGAUGGGAGCCAAUAUUAACAUGCAGGAUGAUUAUGGCCGCACAAGCCUAUGCCUGGCAACCUACCUGGGGUGGUUGGAAGGCUGUGUGAGUCUGCUCAGAAAUGGUGCCAAGCACAACAUCCCGGAUAAAAAUGGUCGUCUGCCCCUGCAUGCUGCCACUGCUGAGCCAGACGUGAGGCUCCUAACAGUCCUGGUACAGCAGUCAAAUCUCAGCGAGAUUAAUCACCAGGACAAUGAGGGAAUGACACCACUACACUGGGCAGCUUUCCACAACCGGCCUCAACACACCCAAAUGCUGCUGAAGAAGGGGGCAGACCCCACGCUUGUGGAUAAAGAUUUUAAAACAGCUCUCCACUGGGCAGUCCAGAGCGGAAAUAGAAUUCUGUGCUCUAUCAUUCUGAGCCAUCACCAGGGUCCGUCCAUAAUAAACUACGACGACGAGAGCGGGAAGACAUGCGCGCACAUUGCCGCAGCAGCAGGUUUCAGCGACAUUAUUAAUGAACUGGCAAGAGUCCCUGAGUGUAACCUGCAGGCUCUAGAUGUGGACGACAGGACACCUCUGCACUGGGCUGCAGCUGCAGGGAAGGCGGACUGUGUGCAGUCGCUGCUGGAGUUGGGCAUGGACAGCAACCUGCGAGACAUCAAGGAGAGCACACCCUUGGCCUAUGCCCUGUACUGUGGCCACACGGCCUGUGUCAAACUCCUCUCCCAGGAGAGCAGAACAGAGCCUACUCGACCCCUUCCUUCCCAGAACAGUAGAUCCCAGAGGAAGGAGGGAAGAUUCAACAUGCUCAACCAAAUUUUCUGCAAAAACAAAAAAGAAGAACAGAGGGCCUAUCAUGAGGAUCACAGCAGGGAUCAACACAGUGGGGAGCACACCUCGGGAGUCAGUGACAUCAUCACCACCUUUGAUAGCAUCGUGGGUACCAACUGCCAAGAACAGCUGAGUGAUCACGUGCCUAUGGUUGACUUUAAGAAAAGGACCUCAGAAAAUUCAAAAUAUCUCUUGCCAGAAAAGAACCCUCUAGCCCAUAAGGGGCUUCCACCAAUCAGAACACAGAGUCUCCCACCCAUCACCCUGGGCAAUAACUUCCUGACAGCUCCCCAGGGAGCCACUUCCCAUGUUGGCCUGAGCCCUGGUACUCAUCAUAUGGCCCAGCAAUCUCAAAAAAGCCGAAGUGAGCAGGAUUUGUUGAAUAACAGAACUGGUUGCCAGGCAUUGCUUGAUAACCCCUGGAGAGGUGAUUCUAAUCAGGUGUUUUAUAAAGCUUGGACUGUGUCAUCUUCUGAUCAACUGCUAGACAGACUGCUUACCCGCAGAUCCAUUCCCCAAGAGGUCUCAGGGCUGCCACAUCUUCCUCAUCUAUAUACUCCUUUAUCAGGACAAAAUUUUCAGCACCUCUCCCCAAACAGACCCAAAAUCAGGGAUCUUCCUCUCAUCCGGAACAACCUUGCUCCCCUACCAGACCAAAAAUUUGUAUCUGGAGAACCUCUACGGACAACCCACGUGCUUCCUGCUAUUCCAAGCCAACGGGGACAUGGCGCACCCGCUGAAGAGAAUGAAACUGCCAGGCCCAGCAGUGAUGAAAAAAACUAACUGUGGGUCACUGACUGUGAAAACAGACAUUGUAUAUAUUUUCAACUGUCAAAGGAUUAGAUUACUCUAGUUUAUAAGAACAAAGACUGAUUUAGUAAAUUGCAUUCUAUAAGCCAUUCAGUUUUAUAACUCAAAAUUCUUUAUUCCAAAUAGAGACAUUUCCCAAGUCAGCACUUAAAAUCUUUGAUUGUGUACAUACUGUAAGUCUGUGUUUGUGACCUCUGCAUGCCAAAAUAAGAAGUCAAAAUAUGUCAUCAACAAGGAAACUUAGUUCUGUUUGUUUUGCUUUGGGGCAUAUUUGCUGACUCCUUUUUUUGCUGAAUGGUUUUACAUUUUUUUUAAAGUCUAUGCUUUGCUGAAUAAAAAAACAAAGAAAAGCACGUUCCAUAUUUGCUCUUCAUAUCUAUUGU
Manis javanica (Malayan pangolin) is the source of this 2189-nucleotide messenger RNA. It is a transcript of the gene ANKRD55, whose product is annotated as ankyrin repeat domain 55. Gene Ontology annotation, cellular component: cytoplasm. Lineage: Eukaryota; Metazoa; Chordata; Mammalia; Pholidota; Manidae. Gene Ontology annotation, molecular function: protein binding. The record is from RefSeq and is a predicted model, not a curated record.